AUGACUACAAUUAUAAAUCCUAUGAUGGUUGAUCACGAAUCAAAAUUUGAUCGUCUUACAAGGCAAUUCGAGCGAAUUACUCGAAUCGUUGAUUAUGAUGAAGGAGAAAGGCAGAAUGUUACCAGAAUUGUGGAAGAUGUUCUUAAUAGGGUUGGAUUCAAUAUAGGAAUCAUGAAUCAACCCCACUUUGUGUCAACUUUUUCUCAUAAUGUUCAAAUGGCUGAAGUGCCAAGGGGAGUGAAAAAUCCUAAAAUAAUUACAAAGUUUACAGGAGAAGUUGGAGAAUCGACUACUGAACAUGUUGCUCGAUAUUUGGUCGAGAUUGGAAAUUUAGCCAAUGAUGAAAGUUUAAAAAUGAAACCAAAUUCGAUAAUAUGGGCUCAGUUAGAAACUGCCUUUCAUGCCCAGUUUUAUCGAGGAGAAUUGAAUGUGACAGUUACUGACUUAGUAGUUUUGGAACGAAAAGAUGGUGAGAACAUUGACGAUUAUAUGAUUCGUUUCAAAAAUGCUAGAAGUCGUUGUUAUGUAUCACUACCUGAAAGUGAAGUAGUAAAGAUAGCAGUUAUGGGAUUAGGAUUUUAUAUGCGUCGAAAAUUACUCAAUGUGCAUAUUCCUGACUUGGCUCGUUUGGCUGAAAGAGUUCGCCAGGAAGAAAUUUUGAAGAAAGAAAAAGAGAUGUAUAAAAGCGAAAGGAGGUUGAAAAGUAAAACAUUUUCUCGAAAGAAAAAAGUUGCGUACGUGGCCAUGGAAUCCUCUGAGGAGGAGUCCAAUUUAGAGGUGGAGGUUGAUUUGGCUGAACUCAAGAAAGAUCUUCCUUAUGUGUGUUCUUUACUUAAGAAGCUCCCUAGUAGUGAAAAGUCGAAUGAUUCAAAACUGAAAAGUAGAAAGAGAUACAGCUUUGAUAUUUCGAAAUCUGAUCAGAUUUUUUAUGUGUUGCUUAAAGAUAAAUAG
This is a messenger RNA of Arachis ipaensis, 951 nucleotides long. The record is from RefSeq and is a predicted model, not a curated record. Lineage: Eukaryota; Viridiplantae; Streptophyta; Magnoliopsida; Fabales; Fabaceae.